AUGAAAGACGUCGUACUCAUAGCAAUAGUUACGGUUAUUAUAGUGAAUGUGAAACAGACGGGUACUAUCGGUCGGGGCUCCCUCUUAGACCCCGAGGCCGAUGUGCCCAUCAAACGACUGAAUGCGGGCCACGCGACCACUCUUAAGAUACCUCUGGAGGAGUCGUUGGAGAGGAUUAGAUCCUAUCCUCACAGAAAGGAUGCGCUCAUCAGAAGCUUAGGGGCCACUGCUCUCAAACAGAGGGCCGGUAGGAAUCUUAUAUUCAGGGUACUCUUAACCAUUGGAUUUCAAAACGAUUUGACUGAAUGCACGGCACAAGUAAUGUGUGAAACAACAUGCAAUGAUGAGGUGAAUAAAGUGGCGAACAGUUAUUUCGAUACCUAUCCGACGGACGACUAUUAUGUAACUUACGUGUUGGAGGCCAUCGAAAAGGGCCGCGAGUUGGGCGCCGGAUACUCAUGUGCCAGUUGUCAAAAGUUGUACCCGUUUUGCCAAAACGACAAAACUCGCAAACAAGUGGUCGACAAAUAUUAUUAUUUGUUUGAAGUCACCAAUUAUGUGUUAGAAAAGCUGCCCUCUUAG
This is a messenger RNA of Oppiella nova, 582 nucleotides long. Lineage: Eukaryota; Metazoa; Arthropoda; Arachnida; Sarcoptiformes; Oppiidae. The record is from the annotation of a GenBank genome assembly.